AUGAAGUUCACUCUGAUCUCCUCCGCCCUCUUCCUGGCCACCGCUGCCAUGGCCUCCCCAGACGGUCUUGACGUGAACUCUAUCGUCUCCGACGUCGAGGGUAUCUACUCAACUGCUGUCGGCGGUGGCCAAUCCAUCGGAUCCGAUAUUGCCUCAAAGGCCACCUCUAUCGCCGAGGCCGUGAGCACCGGCGGGUCCGCUGCCGUCUCAUCUAUCAAAAGCGAGGCUUCUGCCGCCGCCAGCGAAGGCCGCUCCAUCGGCUCUGAGAUCACCAGCCGGGUUGCCACCGCUGUUUCUGCUCAGACUACUCUGACCAACUCCGCUGGCUCCGCCACCGCUACUGAGUCCACUACCAUGACCAGCACAAUGUCCACCGCGUCUCCUUCCGGAUCUUCCUCCACCUCUAACAAUGCGGCCUUCGCUCGUCCCACUGCUGUCGGCGCUGUUGCUGCUGGUAUGGCCGGUGUCCUUGGUGUCAUGGUUGCACUGUAA
Molecule: messenger RNA, 492 nt
Organism: Penicillium samsonianum
Lineage: Eukaryota; Fungi; Ascomycota; Eurotiomycetes; Eurotiales; Aspergillaceae
Product: putative GPI anchored protein
Exons: 1
Coding region: 1-492 (163 amino acids)
Source: RefSeq, a predicted model, not a curated record